Messenger RNA from Gongylonema pulchrum, 261 nucleotides. The record is from the annotation of a GenBank genome assembly. Lineage: Eukaryota; Metazoa; Nematoda; Chromadorea; Rhabditida; Gongylonematidae.
AUGGAUUUCGAAUGCACAUGCGAAGCGGAACUCUAUGAUUAUGAGCAUGAAAUUAUCGAAUUUCCAGCCAUACUUGUCGAUGUGCACAGAAGAGAGAUCGAGAUGGUCGACAAAGCAAUGCCGUUCAUCGAUGUGUUGGAUUCGUUUCGAGCCUGGAUGCAAUCUCAUCACCUGGGCCAGAAAGGCGUCCACUAUGCUUUCAUUACUGAUGGGUCUGUUCAUUUUUUGAUCCCUGAAGUUGUUUCGUUUGACCAGAAAUAG